Colletotrichum graminicola M1.001 is the source of this 1425-nucleotide messenger RNA. RefSeq names its product copper amine oxidase. Bases 1 to 1425 code for a protein of 474 amino acids. The record is from RefSeq and is a predicted model, not a curated record. Gene Ontology annotation, biological process: amine metabolic process. Gene Ontology annotation, molecular function: copper ion binding; primary methylamine oxidase activity; quinone binding. Lineage: Eukaryota; Fungi; Ascomycota; Sordariomycetes; Glomerellales; Glomerellaceae. The transcript has 6 exons.
AUGCCAGUGGAACGAUGUUAUCUCCAUGGGAAACAUUCGUAUAUCGAUACUGAGUUUAUGGCCCAGGUUGCAGCGGCGUGUCUGGCAGAUCAAAUGGUGCAAAAUGAGAUCGAGACUUUGGGGCUGCCUGAGGGUGCGACAGUAGUUGUCGAACCGUGGAAAUAUGCCACGGACGUCAUGAUAGACAUGAAAGACCGAUGGACCAUGGUAGUGAGAAUUUACCGUUUGCCUUCUGGAGAGCAUGAGAAGAUCAGCAAUGUGUCGAAAGAGUUUGAUCGGGCAAAGGCUCAUUCAGGCAGCGAGUAUCAUCCGGAUCUGGUCGAAGAACGUAGGACAACGACGAGACCCUACAAUAUUACCCAGCCGGAAAGCCCAUCGUUCAAUAUCGACGGAAACCAUGUCACCUGGGAAAAGUGGGCUUUGCGAGUUGGUUUCAACUACAGGGAAGGCAUGACGCUGCACGAUGUGCAUUUCGUAGGCCGCAGUCUGUUUUACCGCCUAUCUCUUGCCGAGAUGUUUGUGCCAUACGGCGACCCUCGAUUCCCUUAUCCGCGAAAAGCGGCUUUCGAUCUAGGGAACGACGGUGCGGGAAUCAAUGCCAAUAACCUCAAGUUAGGUUGUGACUGCCUGGGCCACAUCAAGUACUUUGACGGAUGGCUAAGUACAUCUGCUGGUGAACCGUUGAAGAUGCCCAACGUCAUCUGCUGUCACGAGGUCGACGAUGGUAUCUUGUGGAAGCAUACAAACUUUCGAACUGGCAAUGCUGUUGUGGCCAGCAAUUAUGAUUACAUCUUCCUCUUCUACUUCCAGCAGGAUGGAUCCAUAUUCUACGAAGUUCGUGCCACGGGGAUAAUGUCCACAGCACCUAUCGAUCUCGACACAAAGACUCACCCAAUGCCUUUCACUGGAGAAUCGGACAACUCUAAUCCAUUCGGCGUGGGAUUCGUCACCAAGUCAGACCCCAUUGAAAAAGAAGUUGGUGUUGAUUUGGACUUCAACACCAACCGAACCUUUAAAAAUUGUCAACGAAAGCGUGAUCAACUCAACGACUGCUCCUGGCAUGGAAAGCGUGCAGAGUACGCCGCGCAUGCGGUCUGGGUGACACGUUACCGGGAUGACGAGCUUUUCCCAGCAGGAAAGUUCACUAUGCAGUCAACCGGCGGGGACGGUAUUGCAUCCUGGAUCCAGCAGCGCGAGAGGGAUGGGGAGUCUGUGGUACAGAAUGAAGAUAUCGUGGUUUGGCAUACUUUCGGCUCAACUCAUAACCCGCGCAGCGAGGACUGGCCGGUCGUUCCGUGUGAAAAGAUAGUAGUAGGCUUGAAGCCAGUCAACUUCUUCAAGGGAAAUCCUGCUUCAGAUGUACCGAUCUCGUCGCAGGAACAGAAACGGAGCGUUCUUGUAUCCAGCGGAUGUCAAAACGAAUAG